GGUGUCCUGUCAAUAUUGCGCGAAGAAAGGUCUGGAGUGCCAGAUGUCGUCGUUGCGAAAAGAGUGUAGAAAUUGUUAUCGUAAUAGGGUGAAGUCGUGUGUUCCGGUGGAGGUUCCGGUUCCGAACUUCGAAAAGUUGGAUAGGGAAUUAGCGCGCCUUGACCAACAAGAGGCUGACGCGGAUGCAGCUGAGGCUGCGGCGUUACAAUCCUUAAUGGCUGCUCGUGCGAAAAAAGACGCUCUUCGUAAGCAGCGGAAGAUGUUGAAACGUCGCGAACAACAGUGGAUUGAUGAGUCGGGAAAAUAUGUGGACGAUAUCGAGGCUUUGGAGGCGGUGGAGGGCAUUAACUGUGAGGUGGCGCAACUAGAGGGAGGUCUUAUGCCUGGUUCCUCUGCGCUGGAUUGGAGUGUCUUUAUGCCUUCCUGCCUCGAGGGCGAUCCUAGGUUUGACGAGUUUGUUUUUAAUAAUACUGGCCCAGUCGCUGGCGGCAGUUCGUGAGGUAUUCCGUUCCUUGGUUCAUCACACGGUGUGCGAGGACUUUCUUGACUUUGAAUUCGUUUUCUUCUUCGGGUUCGUAGUGAAAUGUUUUUUGUAGUGGCAUUUUAGGGUCUGCUAGUUCCAAUAGACUAAUGUAG
Molecule: messenger RNA, 636 nt
Organism: Exserohilum turcica Et28A
Lineage: Eukaryota; Fungi; Ascomycota; Dothideomycetes; Pleosporales; Pleosporaceae
Exons: 2
Coding region: 44-499 (151 amino acids)
Source: RefSeq, a predicted model, not a curated record